UUAAUUUUGCUUGUGCUUGUGAUUUUCCUUAGAAGGAGAGUGGACCUGAUCAAACGAUUAUUAGGUUUAAGAGAGAAUGAAUGAAAAGUAAAAAGGGAAAGUGGAAAACUAUAGAAAUCCGUGGAAAGAACAAAGAACACAAAAGGUUGGUUCAACAUAAUUUCCCGCACAACACGCGUUCGUUCCAUUGGGAGCUCUGUUUCAUCAUCAUCAUCUCACUGCUUCUGAUUCUGAAUUCAACCACUCUCAUGGGUAUCUCAUGGAGUAGCAGAAGAAGAAACAAUUACAUCCAAAACACACCGCCUCCACUCCCACCUCCCCUUUACUAUUACCGUCCCCAAUUCAACCACCCUCCUCCUCCGCUGCCACCGCAGGGCUACUUUCAACCUUCCACAACCACUUACUCCCCCCACAACAACAACAACUAUGCUGCUCCCCCUCCCUUGGUUCCACCGCCACAGACGCCACAGCCGCCACCGCCGCCGCAGACUCAUUCCAUCUCCUUCUAUCACCCCAACCAGAGUGCCUAUACCAACUACGCCAAUUCCGCGCCCAAUCGCCAUCACUACCCACCUUCAUACCACUCUCAGCCUACCCUGUGGCCGGCCGCCACUCGCGCCUCUGCCUCCACUCCUCCACCCUAUGUCGAUCACCAGACUGCGAAGAAGAUACGAAACUAUGUUAACGUCCACAAAGACACCCUGCGCCUCGAGGUUGACCAGGAAAACCCCGAUCAUCAUCUCAUUUCCUUCGUUUUCGAUGCUGUCUACGAUGGCAGCAUUACUGUCUCCUACUUUGCCAAAGAAGAAGAAAAAUGUAGGUUUGUUCCAUUAUUUCCUGAUGCAUUUCAGCCAGUCACAAUACCCUUUCAGAAAGGAGCCGGCCAGACAUUUUCCCAGCCUUCGGGAACAGGAAUUGACCUAGGCUUCUUUGAGUUGGAUGAUCUUUCAAAGUCCUCACCUGGAGAAGAUGUGUUUCCUCUAGUAAUAUGUGCCGAAACAAGUUUGAAAACACCCUCGGAAGAUGAAACUCCGGGUGAUUCUGUUGUAGAUACAUCACCUCACAUGCAAAUAACUCAAGGUGUCUUGGAGAAAAGUAAUGGUGCUGGUUCUUUCCAUAUAAAAGUGGUAAGGCAGAUUUUGUGGAUUGAUGGUGUUAGAUAUGAGUUGAGAGAGUUAUAUGGAAUAGCAAGCUCACCUGCAGCUGAUUUUGACGACAAUGAUCCCGGGAAGGUGUGUGUCAUAUGCAUCACUGAACCAAAGGAUACAGCUGUCUUACCUUGUCGACAUAUGUGUAUGUGCGGUGACUGUGCAAAUAAUUUGCGACUUCGAUCCAAUAAUUGCCCUAUAUGCCGUCAGCCUAUCGAGGAACUUAUACAGAUCCAAGUAAACAAUGACAAUCAAUGAGAUUUUUCUUCUGAUGCCAAGUUGCAGGGUAUUAUCAAUAAAUUCCUUUUAAGAAAUUCCCCCUUUUUUUCAAGUUUGCAGUAAGGUAGUAUAUAUCAAUUUCUUUCUUCUUUUUUUUUUAAAUUUAGUCAAUAAUCUGUUUAUAGUUAUUGUGAUGUGUUCAUGGGAAAAUUAGAUCUUUCGUGAUUGAAGGCGUCGUCCCGUGUCAUCUAUAUUGUACAGGCGAUCAUUUUUCUGUAGUUUGUCUUGAUGGUGUUUAUUGUCUAGAGUUAUCCAUGAAUAAGGGAGAAAUGAGAUAAUACCUUGGUUGGUCCA
Vigna angularis (adzuki bean) is the source of this 1721-nucleotide messenger RNA. Its product is annotated as probable E3 ubiquitin-protein ligase LUL4. The record is from RefSeq and is a predicted model, not a curated record. Bases 81 to 1406 code for a protein of 441 amino acids. Lineage: Eukaryota; Viridiplantae; Streptophyta; Magnoliopsida; Fabales; Fabaceae. Gene Ontology annotation, molecular function: ubiquitin protein ligase activity. The transcript has 3 exons. Gene Ontology annotation, biological process: protein ubiquitination.